This is a messenger RNA of Monosiga brevicollis MX1, 708 nucleotides long. RefSeq lists its product as uncharacterized. The transcript has 3 exons. Bases 1 to 708 code for a protein of 235 amino acids. The record is from RefSeq and is a predicted model, not a curated record. NCBI's taxonomy places the organism in Eukaryota, Choanoflagellata, Craspedida, Salpingoecidae. Gene Ontology annotation, molecular function: DNA-binding transcription factor activity, RNA polymerase II-specific; protein dimerization activity; RNA polymerase II cis-regulatory region sequence-specific DNA binding. Gene Ontology annotation, biological process: positive regulation of transcription by RNA polymerase II; cell differentiation.
AUGGGCCGCAAGAAACUGGAAAUCAAGCCUCGUGAAGGCAAUCAACGCCAGGCGACCUUCACCAAGCGCAAGGAAGGCGUUUUCAAGAAGAUCCAUGAGCUGGCCAUUCUGUGCGACUGCGAUGUUGCCUUUAUCCUUUACGAUUGGAAAGGCCGAAGCUUUCUCUAUUCAACGGCGGAUGCCGACGCUGCCAAGGAACAACCCGAGGCGCGCAGCCACCCCUAUUCAGUGCCCUUCGUCCCUAGUGCCACAUCUGCUUCCAUGCCAGCCCAACCAGUCGGGUUUGGUUAUCCCCCAGCCACAUUGUCCGUUGCCACCCAAGGCCUUUCCCAAGCCGCAAGCGCGGCUGCUCAACGUGUCACCAAUGCCGGUUUCGUCCUUGCUGCCGCCGACAUGGCCUACGGACCUCCCGCCAAGAAAGCCGUGCGUACUUGCAAACAGAUUCCUGCUCCGUGGCUGGCCAUCCCAUGCACCCAUUACAGCAAGCAGCGCAUGGAGUUGCUCUUUCUCAUUUCUUUCUUCGCUAUCGGCACAUCGCAGCACCACGACAUGAGCAUGAGCGACCAGAAUGCCAUGAGCGACCAAAACGCCGACCUCAUGGCCGCUUGCAACCGCGUAUGUCGAGCUUGCGCCUGGCGGACGCACUGGCCCGUGUGUACUUUUCUUUUGGAGCUGCAUCUCUCACCACUUCUGCCAACCCUGGUGUAG